Linderina pennispora is the source of this 567-nucleotide messenger RNA. RefSeq lists its product as uncharacterized. The transcript is spliced from 5 exons. The record is from RefSeq and is a predicted model, not a curated record. Lineage: Eukaryota; Fungi; Kickxellomycota; Kickxellomycetes; Kickxellales; Kickxellaceae. Gene Ontology annotation, molecular function: oxidoreductase activity. Bases 1 to 567 code for a protein of 188 amino acids.
AUGAAAGUUGUCAUUGGCGUCUGCGUGGUCGGCGUGGCCCGCACCGCCUCCGCCCUCACUGAGCUUCAAUCAUCCUCGUCGCAGUUUAUCGGCGACCGCGCUGUCGGCGUAGCACGCUCCUUGGGCGAUAUCGUCGGGAUUGUCAACAAUGCCGCGAUAGUCAGUGGCAGCGCAUCCUCGGAAAUCAAUCUACUGGCUCCUCUGGCGCUAACUACCAAAUCCAUUGAGGACCUGAAAAGGAACAAGGGCAACGUCAUUAACGUUACUUCGUCGACCAGCCAGGCGCCCGUGCCGGCAUUCGGCCCGUAUGGAGUUACCAAGGUGUCGCUGAACUAUGUUUCAAAGGCCAUCAGCGUCGAGUACCCUGAGAUCACCUGUCUGGCGUUCUAUCCGGGCGGAAGCGGCAAUGGCGGCGACAUGUCUGGAGCCACCAAGAAGCUUGCUCACCCCAUCUCAGCCGACCUGCCGGGCCGCAUUAUCGCCAAUCUGGCUCUGCGGGCCAGCCACGAGCUCACCGGCCAAUACUACGUGUACAGCGACAGCGCCAUGGCACCAUACAGCACCUAG